Messenger RNA from Saccostrea echinata, 2727 nucleotides. RefSeq names its product cadherin-23-like. Gene Ontology annotation, cellular component: plasma membrane. Gene Ontology annotation, molecular function: calcium ion binding. The record is from RefSeq and is a predicted model, not a curated record. Bases 1 to 2715 code for a protein of 904 amino acids. Lineage: Eukaryota; Metazoa; Mollusca; Bivalvia; Ostreida; Ostreidae. The transcript is spliced from 17 exons. Gene Ontology annotation, biological process: homophilic cell-cell adhesion.
AUGGAAAUUUUUGAUGUUGUGGCUCUGAUUUCUAUAGUUCAUUUUCAACCGAUAUUUUCAGCAGAUUGUGGAACAACGGAGGUGGGAUUUGGGACAUCGACGGAUUCACAAACACCGUCAAAUGUGGCUGCCAAGACAAUAUUAAUAUUGAAUGGUAACUACCGCUUUAGUUGUUGUGGCGUUGUGAAGAAAUGGUCUUUUAAGGUCAAGAGUGCAGGCACUAUCAAAUUCCAGGUCUGGCGUUACAGUACAACCUACACAGUGGUGGGAGAAAACACGUUCACUGUACCGUCUGGGGCGGUGAAUGAAUUGAUAGAGUUUGAGGUUCCGGAUGCAGAAAGGAUUACAGUGAAAACUAACGACUAUUUUGGAUGGCAAGGAGAUUUUAUAGCCUAUAGUGAUGGGAAUAGUCUAUAUCCAGACAGCAUCAAGAUCCGUAACCAAGUGUUUAAUGUCGGGUCGAGCUUCGAUUUUCAGGGGGUAGGAAACACAGCUAACAACAGAGCAUAUGCUGUCACAGCGACAACCGCUAAUAGUGGGAAUCCUUACUUCUUCAAUCUUCCGCAAACAAUACAUGUCUACGACCACAUAGCUCCUGGUACUACAAUCUUCACAGUGUCUGCUGCUGAUGACGACUAUGAUUACGCUGGUAUUACGUUAACACUUCCAACGUCAUCAGCUUAUUUCACGAUCACCGGAACAACUGUACAAACUUCUGCCUCCAUUAGCAGUUUGACAAGCUCAACACAGUCUCUCUCCAUACGGGCUGAGGAUUCGUGUGGCAAGAUUGCCACCGGCACACUAAGUAUUGUAAUAAAAAAUCAGAUUCCAGUUAUAACAAGCCUACCAACAUCAUACGAAGUAGCAGAAACUCAUACGUCCUCCACUCUUAUCCACACCCUGGGGGUGACAGACGGAGACACAAUCAGUUGUACAGUGUCUAGUACGUCACCUUCUGGGGGUCCCUUCACGACCAAAGAAAUCACAGCCGGAAGCGGAACAUAUGGUGUGUACAUCAACGCUAAUCCUUCAUUUGAUUACGACACAACAAAACGUUUUGACGUAUACAUAAGAUGCAGUGAUACAAAGGACUAUGACGAAGAACAGCUGAUAGUAAUCAUAAAGAAGAACGCUUUUCCUGUCUUCACUAAUUUACCAAGGCACAUCGAGAAAGAUCAGCAGACGACAUCCAAUAACGUCAUACUUGACACAGUCUCCGUGACCGACACAGAUGGCCUGACGUUUACGUACACCUGUGUUCCCGCCUCUUGUCCUAUCGCUAUAGCAUCCAAUGGGAGAAUAACAUCUACUUCUGCCUUUUCCACUGUUUUCACCCCUGGAUACGAUGUAACGGUCGCAGCUAAUGAUGGUCAUACAAAUGUUGGUGGUAAAUCAUGGAGCAUUCACAUCAAAGAUAUUAAUGAUAAACCCCAAUUCAGUAAUGUGCACGGGAGUUUGGGAGUGUUCGGAGUGGAAGAAAAUAGUCCUGUCGGUACCACCGUGUAUGUAUUGAGCGCCACGGACAUCGAUGCUUCUGACACUCUGGUAUAUUCAAUGUCCAGUUCUCCUACCGCCGGUCUGUCCUAUUUUACAUUAGUGGCUAGUACGGGGGUAAUAAAAACGAAAGCUACGCUGGAUUAUGACACAAUGUCGUCCAAGAGCUUUAAAUUUACUGUUUCCGUCACCGACGGCAAAGAUACUGCAUCCGCCACAGUGACAAUAAAUGUCAUCAAUAUUAACGAGGAACCUAGUUUUGGUCAUACAUCAUACAGCGUCAACGGUGAUGAAAAUACGGCUGGCACACAAUUAUCUCUACCAAACUUCGUAGUGUCCGACCCAGACAGCGGUGAUUCCAAAUUUUACACCCUAGACUGUAGCGGAUAUAACACCGGAUUCUUUGAAAUGGAUUCCUCCAAUGGUAAUGUUUAUCUGGGACGUGACUUUGACCGCGAUGUUGGACACCCGGAAACUACCAAGUGUAAAGUGACUGUACGAGAUGAGGGAGGACUCACAGCUACCACUAGUUUGACUAUUACAAUAGAUGACAUUAAUGACAACACACCGACUUUCGAGUACCCGGUGUUUACCUUUUACCUUGACCCUUUUGACCCCGUCGGCACACAUGUUGGUAAUGUGUCUUUGACAGCUACAGACAACGACAUUUCUGCCUCAUUUAGCGGUGUGGUGUACAGCGUAGACAUGACGUCAUUUGGUGAUGCUUACUUUGCUGUGGAUGCUGAUGGGAAUAUAACCGUGAAUAAAGAUUUGUCAUCGAAGUUCUCAUCAAUGGAGAUAAUCAACUUUAAUCUAAUAGCAAGGGAUCGUGGGGGCUUAGCUACGACGGCGACAGUAUCCAUUAUAUUUCCACAGACGACCACCACCUCCACCACCACCACAGAACGUCCCUAUGACUUCUGGGAGGACCCACUCAAUGUCAUUUGGAUGGAGUUUGGGUUCGCCGCAGUUGCUGCCUUGAUUGUUUUUUUUGCUGUGGUGUCUGUUCUCCACUGCCCUAGGGGUUCAAGCAGGGAUAAAAUGGGUAGUGAUUCGACACUGAAUGACAAAGAUGACACCCAACUGAUAAAGAAGCAGCCGAAGUCCAAACUAGUUUCAAUUAAUCAUUUAUCCGAAGAAAAAGUAAAUCUAUCCGUGAAUGAACAGAAUAAUGCGACAGAACCAAAGAAGAAGCAAAUGGCAUCAAUAAACAACAGAUAAACUUUCGUAUCA